Molecule: messenger RNA, 1813 nt
Organism: Ziziphus jujuba (common jujube)
Lineage: Eukaryota; Viridiplantae; Streptophyta; Magnoliopsida; Rosales; Rhamnaceae
Product: anthocyanidin 3-O-glucosyltransferase 5-like
Exons: 1
Coding region: 106-1548 (480 amino acids)
Molecular function (GO): UDP-glycosyltransferase activity
Source: RefSeq, a predicted model, not a curated record
CUGAUGCAGGAGAAGUAUGCAUGUGCCUUCGCCUUCUUGUCCUUUAAAACCAAAAUAUAUAAUUCUUCCAAACAAUAACAAGUCUAUUCAAACACUGUGAAAACCAUGGUGGUUUCGGCGGAAUCAGAGACCGCUACGAAACCUCACGUUGCGGUGGUGGCAAGCCCAGGGAUGGGCCACAUCGUUCCUCUGUUCGAGCUCGCUAAACGCCUCGUCACCCACCACGGUCUCCGUGUAAGCUUUCUUAACAUCACCACCGAAGCUUCCACCGCUCAGACACAGCUCCUUCAUUCUCCGGACCUUCCUUCCGGUCUCGACGUCGUCGACCUCCCUCCGGUCGAUUUAUCCACAAUCGUAAGCGAAGAUGCGCUGGUCUUGACCCGUCUAUGCAUCAACGUCGAUGAAAGUUUCCGGUGCCUGAAGUCUGUCCUCCUCAAGCUAGGCAAGCCUAAUGCCGUCGUCAUUGAUCUGUUUUGCACCCAAGCUUUGGAAGUUUGCGAAGAACUUUCAAUCCCAUUGUACUCCUUCUGCACAACCUCUUCGGCUUUUCUUGCUUUCUCGCUCUAUCUUCCUACUAUGGACCGUGAGAUAGAAGGUGAGUAUGUGGAUCUUCCCGAAGCGGUUCAGUUACCCGGUUGCUCUCGUGUACGGAUCGAGGACCUUCUCGACCAAGUUCGGGAUCGCAAAAACGAUGACUAUAAAUGGUUUUUGUACCACGUUAGCAGGUUGCCAAAAGCGGCUGGAAUUUUAAUCAACACGUGGGAGGAUCUCGAACCUGUAGCCCUUCGAGCCAUCAGGGAAAACCCCACGUAUCAAGAAAUACCUAUACCCCAGAUUUACCCAGUUGGACCGUUGAUCAAAGAUACCGAGCCGUUGACCGCAUCGGUAGUUGACUGUCUAGCGUGGCUCGACAAGCAACCAACCGACUCGGUCAUUUUCAUCGCACUCGGUAGCGGCGGGACCUUGUCCACUCAACAACUCACCGAGUUUGCAUGGGGGUUAGAACGGAGCAGGCAGCGGUUCCUUUGGGUUGUGCGUUUGCCAUCUGAUAUUGCUUGUGAUUCGGCGUCGUUUUUUGGUGCCGGUUACGAAGCAAAUGGCUGGAAGGAAUAUUUACCAGAGGGGUUCUUGGAGAGGACCAAAGAAGUGGGACUCGUAGUAUCAUCUUGGGCCCCACAGGUGGCGGUGCUAAGCCACCCAUCGACCGGCGCGUUUGUAUCGCACUGCGGAUGGAACUCAUCGUUAGAAAGCAUCAUGUGCGGAGUCCCGAUGAUCGGUUGGCCGCUUUACUCGGAGCAGCGAAUGAAUGCCACGAUGCUGAUGGAGGAUGUGGGAGUGCUUACGAAGCCGGUGGUGGAACCUGGACAGGAAACGAUCGGACGGCUAGAGAUUGAGAGGUUGAUGAGGACGGCCAUCGAAGGAGAGAAAGGAAAAGCGAGUAGACGGAAGGCUAAAGAAUUAAAAGAAAGCGCGAGGAAAGCCUUGAGUACUGGUGGUACUUCUUACGAAUCACUUUCUUGUCUGACCAAACAAUGGGAAGCUUAUUAGCAGUGGUAUUUGAUAAUAAUAAGGGGGAUAUGUGUCCCCGUUCCGUUGAUUUUCCAUUAUGGUUUCAACGUACGUCUCUACCUUCUUUGUCGUCCGGAUAUAAAUGUCAUAGGUAUAUAUAUAUAUAUAUAUUAUGUACGUGUGUGAGUUCUACUUUAAUUUGCUUUAAGCUCUGCUUUAAUUUAGAGUCAAAAGUGAGAUUUUGAUAUCCUUUCAUCUCUCGCUGUAUAACAUAUCUUAGUUCAAUCACGCCAGUCUUUUUGCA